This is a messenger RNA of Striga hermonthica, 1824 nucleotides long. NCBI's taxonomy places the organism in Eukaryota, Viridiplantae, Streptophyta, Magnoliopsida, Lamiales, Orobanchaceae. The record is from the annotation of a GenBank genome assembly.
AUGGAUGAUACGUUUAAUGUUCUUUUGUUGACUAUCGAGUUGGUGUUGUUGGAUGCAGGCGACCGAGCUGUUGAGUCGCAUAAUUUAAGUGAAGAGAAGACUUCCCCGAAAGAUGAAAGGAUUGCCUCUACGAGUCUUUCUCCAGAUAAAGCCGUCACGGAGGCUCCAAGAAGCACCAAAGAUCAGCCUGCGACUUCAGUAACAAGUGGAGCUCUUUCUACUCAGCAACCAUUCAACACAUAUACCCCUCAAGAACAGGGUUACUAUAUUGCAGGGUAUGAUAACGGCAGUGGUAACUGGGAUGAACAGUCAAACUAUGUUAAUGCCAGCAACUUGAAUGUCAUACCUCCGGCCAUGUACAAUGAUAAUUCAUCGCUCUUCUUUCCUCCGGGCUACGGCUUUGACUCCCAGAUGGCAUAUGGACAGUUUUCCCCACUUGCUAGCGCUCUUUCUCCAAUAAUGUUUGAUGGUCAGCUGUUUUCUCCUCAUCAAGUGCCUGUGACCCCGCCUUACUAUCCGCCACCAAUUUCACCUGGCCCACCACAUGUUACUUCCGGACUUUCAGCCUCACAGAAUGAAAUAAUGUCAUCGGCAAAUAUCAGCCAAGAAAACCUUAUUGACAAUACAUUUUUUGGGCCAGGGUCAGCUUACUAUCUACCAUUUGGAUCUUUUAGCGGAGGUGAAUUUUCUGGAAGUAGUGGCCAUGGUCCUUACAAAUUCCCUGGAGAAUUUGGCUCAAGUGAACCAUUGCCUAGGCACUCGACUUCCUUAGAUUCUAGCUGGUUCAUGUCUCCAUUAACUUCUGGAACUGGAUACCAGCAACCUAUUGGCAUACUUGGAUCUUAUGAGCAAAAUGUUGGACAGCCAUCAUUUCAGGGUUUUGGUUUGCCGACAAAUACCUCAGCUAGACAUUUGGUCCACAGUGCUUCUUACCAAAGCACUGUUGGGUCUGGUUCUAGCCGAUAUCAGUUUUCCAAUGACAAAAGUGGAAGACGGGAAAGGGAUCGGGAUGCUUCUGAUACAUCUGGUUUAUCAAGCGAGCGGAACAGAGGACCAAGGGCCUUGAAGCCCAAAAGCAAGAGUAGUCCCGAAGAGGAGUCUUCAGUGGGCAUUAAAGAUGUUGAAUCUACUUCUAGGCUUCAGUCCAAUCAUAUUAACUCUCCAGAUUUCAUUACUGAUUAUGAACGUGCAAAGUUUUUUGUUAUAAAGUCUUUCAGUGAAGAUAAUAUCCAUAAAAGUAUGAAAUACAGCGUCUGGGCCAGCACACCACUUGGGAACCGAAAAUUGGAUGCUGCAUAUCGUGAAUCAAAGGAAAUGGAAGGCAUUUGUCCAGUGUUCCUCUUCUUCUCGGUUAAUGCCAGUGGCCAAUUUUGUGGUGUAGCUGAGAUGAUUGGGCCUGUUGACUUUGAGAAUGAUGCUGAUUACUGGCAGCAGCAGGAUAGGUGGAGUGGUCAGUUUCCCGUCAAAUGGCAUAUUAUAAAAGAUGUACCCAACAGUCGCUUUCGCCACAUAGUUCUUGAAAAUAAUGACAACAAGCCUGUGACUCACAGUCGAGACUCUCAAGAGGUAAAGCUGGAACAGGGAAUUGAAAUGCUGAAAAUCUUCAAGGAGCAUGAUCCAGAGACAUCCCUGCUCGAUGAUUUCGAGUUUUAUGACGAGCGGGAGAAAAGCUUUCUGGAGAAAAAGGCAAAACAACGAGCCACUUCAGCUGGGAAAACGACUGGAGAUUCAGUCACUGAAUCAAUAAGUCAACUCUCGGAAAAUUUGGUGGAUACUUUACGGUUGGAUGGUGGCGUAAGCCUGUCCAAGGAGGAUUUGGAGUAA